UUGACCAGUUUACAACAACACAACAUGUUUCGCUUAGAUUGUUUUACUUUUGUUUUUAUUGUUACUGCAUUUGUGAAGUGUUCAAAUUAUGAAAGACUUAAAUACCGGGUUAAUUAUCUGGAAGAAAAACUGUUUCAUGAUUCAAGAGAAUUUCGAGGAGACAUAGCGUUAUUGAACUUGAAAUUUAACACAUCUUAUGCUGACCUGAAGGAAAGUCUUCCACAAUUUGAAGAGAGAAAAUGUCAGGACAACACGGGAAAGAAUUGUCAUGAUGAGGUUUAUGAGAGCUUGGUUGUUAUGAAGCGCACACUUUCUGAAGAAAAAUCUAUUGCACGGAGAUCAAUUUCUGAAUUAGAAACCAAAGUUAUAAAUAACUUAAGCCAAAUAAUCGUUAUGUUCAAUGAUAUCAAAAAUGAGAUAAAUGAAAUCAAAUUAAGCCAAAAAGCUAACGAAACUUGGCUAGAACAAAAGAAUGUGGAAAAUACUGAAGAAACUUGCAACCUCAAAAUUGAUAAAAUUACAGAGGAGACAAUGCGAAUGUCUGAGAUUCUUUCAAGACACGUUGAAGCACAAAGGAUUCUAUCGCAAAGCUUAUGGCAUAUUUUCGGAAACUCGUUUUAUUUCAUCGGCAAGGAAUCAGUAAAUUGGUCGCAAGCAAUUGACACUUGUAAAGCUUUAGACGCCUACAUGGUCCAAAUUGAAGACAGCAAUGAAAGUAAAUUUAUCACUGACCUAGUCAAACCAACGUUCGCAGAAAGUAAAGGCUUCGGAGUAUGGAUAGGAGGGAGUGACAUGCAGAACGAAGGAGCUUGGAUCUGGGAACACAGCAAAGCAAGAAUUGUUUUUAGUAAUUGGGGUCGCAACGAGCCAAAUGGAAACAAGCGCGAAAAUUGUUUACAUUUAUACAAAAAUGUAGGUUGGAGUUGGAAUGACGCAAGAUGUGAACUUAAAAUGGGAUUCGUAUGUGAGAAAUAAAUCUAAAUGUGUUUUCAACCUUAUUAUAACUUAUUAGAUAUUAUGAAAUAGAGUCGGACUAGUAUUACUGUAUAUAAACAUGAGAUUUAUAAUUGUAUAAAUUGUACAUAGUUUAAAAUGAUUUAUAAGCCAUACGUGACCGGGUGUUAUACUUUGUUAUAUGUAUGUUUCUUAUAUUGUGCAUUACACAUUGUCACAGUGUCACUCUAAUAAGAUUUACUUACUUUCUUAUAAGGAUCGGGCUGAUCUUAUGCCAGGAAUCAACUAAGUUAAACUUAGUUUUUGUUAUGUCUCUGAUACAACAUGUUUGUAUUUGAUAUGAUAUGAUAUAAAAUGUCAUUAUUUUGCAAACAUAUAAUAAUAUACAUACAUGUACGUUGUUUUUUAUUAUACAUUCUUCACUCUUACAUGAUUUAAAUAACAUAAUCAAUCGCAAGAACAAUAUGUUUGUGUAUGUUAUAAAAAAAAAUGAUGUAUUUUUUUUUUCAUUAAAUAUCAUUUUGUUUAACUUGUUGUUUAACAUAAUGAUAGUGUAAAAAUGACUUGAAGUUAAUUCAGUUGAGUUUUCAUGAAUAAAAUAU
Messenger RNA from Ruditapes philippinarum (Manila clam), 1556 nucleotides. RefSeq names its product C-type lectin domain family 3 member A-like. Gene Ontology annotation, molecular function: signaling receptor activity. The transcript has a single exon. Lineage: Eukaryota; Metazoa; Mollusca; Bivalvia; Venerida; Veneridae. The coding region runs from base 25 to 975 and encodes 316 amino acids. The record is from RefSeq and is a predicted model, not a curated record.